GUAAAACUGAACGGCCGUUUUUAUUUAUUCAGAAUUCUUUCGUCAACUCAGUUGGUCAAAAAAUUACCAGUUUCUACAAAAGGAACCUUUAAACUCUAACUAAUCAAAAUGCGUGAAUGUAUCUCCAUCCAUGUUGGCCAGGCCGGUGUCCAGAUCGGCAACGCCUGUUGGGAAUUGUACUGUCUGGAGCACGGGAUCCAGCCUGAUGGCCAGAUGCCCAGUGACAAGACUAUCGGAGGCGGUGAUGACUCCUUUAACACCUUCUUCAGCGAGACCGGAGCCGGUAAGCACGUCCCCAGGGCCGUCUUUGUCGACUUGGAACCCACCGUAGUCGACGAGGUCCGAACUGGAACCUACCGACAACUGUUCCACCCGGAACAGCUAAUGACCGGAAAGGAAGAUGCCGCCAACAACUACGCCAGAGGCCACUACACAGUCGGCAAGGAGAUGAUCGACAUCGUCUUGGACAGACUCCGAAAACUGGCGGACCAGUGCACUGGACUUCAGGGAUUCCUGAUCUUCCACUCCUUCGGUGGUGGUACUGGAUCUGGUUUCACUUCCCUGUUGAUGGAACGUCUCUCCGUCGACUACGGAAAGAAAUCCAAGCUGGAGUUCGCUGUGUACCCUGCUCCCCAGAUCUCGACGGCAGUCGUGGAGCCAUACAACUCCAUCUUGACUACCCAUACCACCCUGGAGCACUCCGACUGUGCUUUCAUGGUUGACAAUGAAGCCAUCUAUGACAUCUGUCGACGAAACUUGGACAUUGAGCGACCAACCUACACCAACUUGAACCGUCUUAUCGGUCAAAUCGUCUCCUCAAUCACCGCAUCUCUCCGAUUCGACGGUGCCUUGAACGUCGACUUGACUGAGUUCCAGACCAACUUGGUGCCAUACCCGAGAAUCCACUUCCCCUUGGCCACCUAUGCUCCGGUUAUCUCGGCAGAGAAGGCAUACCACGAGCAGUUGACAGUCGCCGAGAUCACCAACGCUUGCUUUGAGCCCGCCAACCAGAUGGUGAAGUGCGAUCCCAGACACGGAAAGUACAUGGCUUGCUGUCUGUUGUACCGAGGUGAUGUCGUCCCUAAGGAUGUCAACGCCUCUAUCGCCACCAUCAAGACCAAGAGGACAAUCCAGUUCGUCGACUGGUGUCCCACUGGAUUCAAGGUGGGAAUCAACUACCAGCCUCCGACUGUCGUUCCCGGAGGUGACUUGGCCAAGGUGCAGAGAGCUGUCUGCAUGUUGAGCAACACCACCGCCAUCGCCGAGGCCUGGGCUCGAUUGGACCACAAGUUCGACUUGAUGUAUGCCAAGAGAGCUUUCGUCCAUUGGUACGUCGGAGAGGGUAUGGAGGAGGGAGAAUUCUCCGAAGCCCGAGAGGAUCUGGCUGCCCUGGAGAAGGACUACGAAGAGGUCGGAGUCGACUCGGUUGAAGGCGAAGGCGAAGAGGAGGAGGGAGAGGAAUACUAGAUUCCCAUUGGCUGAAAACUAACACUGAAAAAACUGACUACCAUUGAAACUGCUGUCUCAUUGAUAUAUCAAAUUAAUCUGAUACAUUUUGAUGCUUGUCAAAAUCCUUGCAAACUAAUGAAAGUUACACUGCAA
This is a messenger RNA of Symsagittifera roscoffensis, 1602 nucleotides long. RefSeq names its product tubulin alpha-1D chain-like. The coding region runs from base 109 to 1467 and encodes 452 amino acids. NCBI's taxonomy places the organism in Eukaryota, Metazoa, Xenacoelomorpha, Acoela, Convolutidae. The record is from RefSeq and is a predicted model, not a curated record. Gene Ontology annotation, cellular component: microtubule; cytoplasm. Gene Ontology annotation, molecular function: GTP binding; structural constituent of cytoskeleton. The transcript has a single exon. Gene Ontology annotation, biological process: mitotic cell cycle; microtubule cytoskeleton organization.